This is a messenger RNA of Haliotis rufescens (red abalone), 4225 nucleotides long. Its product is annotated as probable ubiquitin carboxyl-terminal hydrolase MINDY-4. The transcript has 17 exons. The record is from RefSeq and is a predicted model, not a curated record. Gene Ontology annotation, molecular function: K48-linked deubiquitinase activity; cysteine-type deubiquitinase activity. Gene Ontology annotation, biological process: protein K48-linked deubiquitination. The coding region runs from base 82 to 2307 and encodes 741 amino acids. NCBI's taxonomy places the organism in Eukaryota, Metazoa, Mollusca, Gastropoda, Lepetellida, Haliotidae.
CGAAAACGGAUGACAUGCGAGGCAUCCACAGUAAUUUUCUGAGUUUGUAAACAAACCCUUGGCAAAUAUCUAACCACAAGAAUGGCUUUGUCAAAUAGUUUCAUUGAGGAUAUUUCAGCAUCACUUGUAAGGGAAUAUCUCAGUCGGAAGGGUCUCAAAACAACUCUACAAGUGAUGGAUGAGGAGAUGCCAAGGACAGGUAGCAGCAUCAGCAACAGGCAGGCACUCAUGAAGGAAGUCAAGAUAGAAAAACUCAUGAAGAAAAACAAGGACAUGGAUCCACCCCUGCGCACUAUGAUUGAAGUCAUGUCAAGAUUCUUCAUGGAGAAAACCGUCACUGCCAGGGAUUCUCCAAGUCUUGGUCUACCCGCAGCAGACUGUCCUUCGCCUUCGUCACAGCCAGCCAAGUCUCUCACAUCUCCUCGCUCAGGGUCAAGGUCAUCUAAUUCAUCCAGUGGCAGUGAGGUCAUGAUGACAUCAAAGACCAGACCAUCAUCAUCACAAAUUAGGAGGCGGAAAUGCAAUGACCACACUGACAUCGUGAUAGAAGAUGACAUCGAGAGUGAGACCCUACUGGGGGAGGGGAAGUCGGGUAUCUUCUCCAGUGAGAUGUCCGACCCGGACCCAGCACCACGCCUACAAACCAGACCCCUCUCAUCAAAACGAAGACCUAUGCCAGGGGCUAUUUUGAGUAAUCUUGAUGAUGCCAAUCGAAGAAGAAACCCAAAGCCACGAUUUUCCGCCAGCUCCCAGUCUCGUCCAGUUGCCACCUUGCCCUCUACUGCAUCCAACUCUAGUCUAGAGGACAGGUCGGACCCUGUGUUACCAGAGCCUAGCACCAACUCCUACACACCUAAGUCACGUACACACCAUGAACCACAACCAAUCAGUCGAGUUGACAAGGACACUGAAGUGAAAGGCUCUCGGAACCGUGUUUCUAUUGAGGAUGUGUUGGAGAAGAGCUCAGAGAGGCUGGACCAGAUUAGUCGUCGUAAUUCGCAGUCCGAGGUAGUGCAGAAGAAGAGCUACAGUGUUGACAUGUCCAGCAUGUCACGGGAUCGCCCCAAAAGUCGGACAACGUCCAGGUCCAGCGAACCAGUUAAAACCUUGGUGGGAGAUGUGGAAUUUGGUGAUAUGGACGACCUUGAGAAUGAAGUUAGUAACCUUCACCUUGGUCCUACAUCCUCGAUCUUAAAGCCAAAUAAUAACCGGAUGAAGAUGAACUCUAGCAAACUGGAUUCCCAACCCAUUGACACAAAGACAGCUGUGGCCCUGAAGGUGUUGAUUCACGGAACAGCAACGCUUGGCUUCAAUGAUGAAUGGUUCUACCAGAGUCUGGGCUUCUGUGAUCUGCCCGAACUCCAGUAUGGAAUUGUACAGAAGAAGGGCGGUCCGUGUGGCGUGAUGGCGUCCAUCCAGGCUUGUAUGCUGCAGGAGAUGUUGUUUGGGGAACACAAGUUGACACACAACAAAUGUCUUGACCCCUCGAGAAGUGAAAGGUCGACCUUCCUGGCUCGAGCUCUCAGUCAUAUACUGUGGCGGGCGGGGGAUUUUAAGAAGUCUGUAGUGUCCAUGCCCUCGGGGAGGCCACAUGUUCUUGCCAGUGCUAAAUUCAAGCAUGACAACCUCACAGAAACACUGACACUCUACACUUUCAUGAAAUAUGAAGAAUUGCUGAGUUUUAUGAAACAAUCCAUAUCUCAGUUUGAGCUCGAUGGCAACAAUGGGGUGAUCCUGGUGCUAUACUCAGCCCUGCUGUCGAGGGGGCUGGACAGAGUUCGUGGUGACCUGGAUGAGACCGAUGGGAAACUGAUGGCAGCCCAUGGCUAUUGCACUCAGGAAAUGGUAAACUUGCUGCUGACCGGCCGAGCUGUGGCCAAUGUGUUUAACGAUGUCAUGGAGCUGGACUCCGGGAAUGACCAGGUCACCAUACUCAAGGGCGUACAUGCACGCUCCGAUAUUGGAUUCCUGUCCUUGUUUGAACACUACAAGUCAUGCCAGGUGGGGACGUACUACAAGACUCCCAAGUUCCCAAUCUGGGUGGUGUGCAGUGAGAGUCACUUCAGUGUGUUGUUCAGUAUCAGGCGAGAGUUGAUCAGUGACUGGAAGGCCGAGCGCAGGUUUGACCUCUACUACUAUGAUGGCCUUGCCAGACAACAAGAGCAGAUUAAAUUAACCGUCGACACGUCAAGUAGAUUCUUCAAGCCGCCAUCUGAUGAGGAGCUAGUUCCGCCUCUGGACCACUGUAUACGCACAAAGUGGGCGGAUGCUGAAGUGGACUGGAAUGGCUAUGAGCCUAUUCUCUAGCAAUCCUGCAGAGAAGACAAAAACUGCUGGAUUCAGGAAUAUUUCUGCUUCAACCAAGACGGACCUGCAGGGCAGUUUAAUUGUUAUACCCGAUCUAUAGACUGUGAUACUGUGACUUACCUGAAUAGUUCUACAUAGCCCCCACAGUGGGAUGACCUGACUAGUUCUACAUAGCCCCCACAGUGUGAUGACCUAUCUGACCGGUUCUACACAGCCCCCACAAUGUGAUGACCUAUCUGACUGGUUCUACAAAGCCCUCACAAUGUGAGGACCUGACUAGUUCAACAUAACCCCCGCAAUGUGAUGACCUGACUAGUUCCACAUAGCCCCCACAAUGUGAGGACCUGACUAGUUCUACAAAGCCCCCACAAUGUGAGGACCUGACUGGUUCUACACAGCCCCCACAAUGUGAUGACCUGACUAGUUCUACAUAGCCCCCACAAUGUGAUGACCUGACUAGUUCUACAUAGCCCCCACAAUGUGAGGACCUGACUGGUUCUACAUAGCCCUCGCAAUGUGAUGACCUGACUGUUCUACAUAGCCCCCACAAUGUGAUGACCUGACUAGUUCUACAUAGCCCCCACAAUGUGAUGACCUGACUGUUCUACAUAGCCCCCACAAUGUGAUGACCUGACUGGUUCUACAUAGCCCCCACAAUGUGAUGACCUGACUGUUCUACAUAGCCCCCACAAUGUGAUGACCUGACUAGUUCUACAUAGCCCCCACAAUGUGAUGACCUGACUAGUUCUACAUAGCCCCCACAAUGUGAGGACCUGACUGGUUCUACAUAGCCCCCACAAUGUGAGGACCUGACUGUUCUACAUAGCCCCCACAGUGUGAUGACCUGACUAGUUCUGGAUAGCCCCAGCAAUGUGAUGACCUGACUAUAUAUAGCCCCCGCAAUGUGAUGACCUGACUAGUUCUACAUAGCUCACACAAUGUGAUGACCUGACUGUUCUAUAUAGCCCCCGCAAUGUGAUGACCUGACUAGUUCUACAUAGCUCACACAAUGUGAUGACCUGACUGUUCUAUAUAGCCCCCGCAAUGUGAUGACCUGACUAGUUCUACAUAGCUCACACAGUGUGAUGACCUGACUAGUUCUAUAUAGCCCCCACAAUGUGAGGACCUGACUAGUUCUAUAUAGCCCACACAGUGUGAUGACCUGACUGGUUCUACAUAGCUCACACAAUGUGAUGACCUGACUAGUUCUACACAGCCCCCACAAUUUGAGGACCUGACUGUUCUACAUAGCCCCCGCAAUGUGAUGUCCUGACUGGUUCUACACAGCCCCCACAGUGUCAUGUCCUGACUGUUCUACAUAGCCCCCGCAAUGUGAUGUCCUGACUAGUUCUACAUAGCCCCCACAAUGUGAGGACCUGACUAGUUCUAUAUAGCCCACACAAUGUGAUGACCUGACUGGUUCUACAUAGCUCACACAAUGUGAUGACCUGACUGGUUCUACAUAGCUCACACAAUGUGAUGACCUGACUAGUUCUACACAGCCCCCACAAUGUGAGGACCUGACUGUUCUACAUGGCCCACACAGUGUGAUGACCUGACUGGUUCUACAUAGCUCACACAAUGUGAUGACCUGACUGUUCUACAUAGCCCCCGCAAUGUGAUGACCUGACUAGUUCUACAAAGCCCCCACAGUGUGAUGACCUGACUAGUUCUACAUAACCCCCACAAUGUGAUGACCUGACUAGUUCUACAAAUCCCCCACAGUGUGAAGACCUGACUGUUCUACAUAGCCCCCACAAUGUGAUGACCUGACUGUUCUACAUAGCCCCCACAAUGUGAUGACCUGACUGUUCUACAUAGCUCACACAGUGUGAUGACCUGACUGUUCUACAUAGCCCCCACAGUGUGAUGACCUGACUGUCUUACAUAGCCCCCACAAUGUGAUGACCUGACUGUU